Messenger RNA from Saccoglossus kowalevskii, 2355 nucleotides. Its product is annotated as microtubule-associated protein 10-like. Gene Ontology annotation, molecular function: microtubule binding. Lineage: Eukaryota; Metazoa; Hemichordata; Enteropneusta; Harrimaniidae. Gene Ontology annotation, cellular component: midbody; mitotic spindle pole; cytoplasmic microtubule. The record is from RefSeq and is a predicted model, not a curated record. Gene Ontology annotation, biological process: mitotic spindle midzone assembly; cytoplasmic microtubule organization; positive regulation of cytokinesis.
AUGGAAAGCGAAACGCUAUUUUCGUUGGAAGUGGUCGUUGAGGAAGUGUGUGUGUUGUCAUCAGCAACCCCGUGUCGGUUGCCAGCUAUAGCUUUCAGACUCCUGGAUUUCCCAACUCUGGUUAUACAUCACAUAGAAACAGACAUGGCUCAAACAAUCAAGACUAAACUCAGCAUGGACCCGACGAUAGAAGUGCCACCCCAGCUCAGCGAACUGAAAGACAGGUGGGGAAUUUUCAACGUAAACAAGGGCAAAUCUUGUCUGUUUAAGAUUGACGUUGAUACACUUAGCGCUCACCUUGACAAUACACCGUUAUACAUGAUGUUAAUCGAUAUGUGGCCAAGUAUACCAAAGUUAGUUGGCAACAGUACCAUUCCUUUAAAUACGACCAUGAAGAAGAUUUGCAGCGACAUCGAAAAAGUUGGCAUCAAUGUGCCCUCAGUCCAGGGUGAGAAAGGCAGAUACAAACUGUAUAAUCUUAUGUCAUCAGAAAUAGGUUAUAUCACAAUGGGUUACAGAUUACUGAGUCUUGGACCUGGUCUCAUGCAACACAUUCCUGAUAAAGCUAUCAUGAGAGCAGGUGUUACAGCAAAGAGAGCAGCUAGUCCUGAAGCUGAGAAGGUCAAAGCAGCUGCUGACAUUGUACUUGAAGAUAUCCAAACACCUAUGCAGAGAACAGCAUUAGUUAUAUCAAAGGUUGAUGAACAGUCACAGAUAAAAGCUGAAGUAAAACCUGUCAUGACUCAAACAGAAAAACGAACAAAGAUUCCACGUCGUGUGCAGUUCAUUCCUGAUGAUGAGUUUCAUGUAGCUGAUAUGAUCUGUCCCCCACCAUUGUAUUUUAACUCACAAGCAGAAGAAGCAGAUGAGGUAACCAAAGUACAUCCAUUGAAAGAUGUGACCAGUACCCCCUUGUGGUAUGAUGGUGAUGACAUUUCAGAUACUGAGAGUGUAGUUAGUGAUAUUUCUGGUAUCGCUGUCAUUGAAUCUCACUACAAGUAUAAAGAAACCCAAACACCACCAGUGUCUAGUGUUAGAAAAACUAGGCAUGCAUGGGGUGAAAAAAAGAAACCUUUAAGACAGACUUCCAUGCCACGACAACCAGUACAACCCCAGGCUGUAGCACCAGAAACUCUUCCACUGUUGAAUGCGUUAAUGCAAGAAAUUUCACGUUUACAAGUAGUGCAAUCAUCUGCACAGGAGGUGUCACCUGUGAAACCUGCACCUAUCGGUUUUGUUAGACCUCCUACCAGAGGAAAAGAAAAUGUAAAGUCUCGUAUUAAGUUAGCUACCCCAAAACAGCCACCCAGAGAACGUCACAAACACAAGAAAUGCGCACAGUUGCCUGGCAGGGUUCCUCCACAUGUUGGUUGGUUGAGACAAGAACCACUGUAUGGUAUGAAAAAAACAAAACUUAUGUAUGGAAUGACUAACACUCAACGAUUAAGAUUACAGAAAAAUAAUCCAGAACUAUUUAAACAUUUAGAAGAGCGGGAAGUGAGACAAAAUGAAUGGUACAGUGAUGCUGGUGACAGUUCAGUGAACAAACCAACAAUUGCAGAUAACAACCUACCACUUGGUAAAACAAGAACUUUACACUUGGAACAACCACAGUCACCAAAGAGGAAACCUGUACCCACACCGAGAAUGUCAGUUGAAAUGAUUGCUGAGAAGAAAGAAACAACAGGAGUACAGUCAGAACGAGUUGAACAUAUAGAUCUUAAAGAACUUGUGGCUGUUGGCAAAGAAAUUGAAAGAAGCCAGAGUGGUAGCUCCAGUAACCGAAGUACUAAAAGUAUUGAAGUUCAUAUUCCAUCAGUGUCGGUUGAUGCAUCAGAUCAACUCACUGAUGUCAGCUCUGUUGUAUCAGAGCAGUCCGAUGACGAGUUCAGACCAAACCAACCCGGAUUCCCACAUGAUAGUGAUAAUGAUGAGCAUGGGGAUGUCAAAGACAACCAAUCAGAAAGGUAUUCAGAGGAUUUUGAAGAAUCGCAAGAGGAGAUUUCUGGAUCUGAAAGAAGCCAUGAAUUGCUUUCAUCAAGUCAAAGAUCAUCUAGUGCUUCAUAUCAUUCACAAAGAUCUUCCACAUCAGAACGAUCCGUUGGCAGUAGCAGAAGUGAGUCUGACCUUAGUGAUAUUGGUACUGGAUAUCAGCCGAGCGUACCAAUGCCAUCCCUCUCUGCCAAGUCACCUGUACGUAUGCCUAAGACCAUCGCAAAAGGCAUUGCAACUUAUCAACCUGUUACAUCCACACCCACUACAGAGGAAAACAAAAAGGACAGUCAUCUAGACAGCAGUGAAUACAGGACAGUCAGUUCUUACUCUGAAUUGAAACUUUCAGAUGAUGCAUUCUAA